AUGAACUCUUCGAGUUCUGACAUAUCACUGCCCUGCCCUCCUCCACCUCUACACGUGGCUGUAUGGGAAGGCGAUAUUAACCGCAUACGUGACCUUCUCAACUCCGUGUGUCCCGAAGGUGAAGAAUCUCGGGAUCCAGUGCAAGCGGAAAAUCUGAAAAAUCUCUUGGAACUCAAGGACAAUCGUGGGAAUUCUGCUUUGCCUUGGCCGUACGCAUCAAAUUGUGAGGGAUGGAGCUGUGCACAUGACGCAGCUCUAUGUGAUGACGAGUUCCUGUUAGCUCAAAUGUACCUUCGAGGCGAGAAACAGUUGAUCCAAUCGCUGGAAUCAAGUCAAGAGACGUUCGUACAGGCACUGGAGAAACUGCCAGAUUUUGAAGCGGAACUUUUCAUUGAGGCGCAAUCGUGGGUGCCUAUAGUCUCCAGUGUGUUGCCGUCCGACACUAUCCGGAUUUGGAAGCGAGGGACUCAGCUACGCAUCGACUCGACGUUGAAAGGGCUGGAUGGGGUCAAGUGGAAGAAAGGAACCAUGUCUCAUAUAUAUUUGGGACGAGAGAAUAGAGAGAGAGCGGGACACGCAGUGGUAAUGGACCACGAGAACAAGAAAUUUUAUGAUGUACUGGAAGCCAUGCACAACUCGUCGGUGGGGAAUAUGGACUUGGCUCUGCAUGUGUCGUUGACGACAGCCAUGUCAUCGUCUAGUUUAAAUGCUACCAAUUUGGAGUUUGUGAAGCAAAAAACGGUAAAAGCAGAAGCAAAGACGGAUGAGAGAAGAAUCGACCAAGAUGCAGAAAAGAAAUCGAGUCGUAGUCGACAGAGAAGGUGUCCGUGGGCAGGCACGACGUACAAGAUGCAGAAUUUUUCCAUAGAAGCGCAGUUUCGCCCUGUUGUAAAUCCGGACCGUAAACUGAAACAUCUUCCAACUAAUAACGACAAGCCUUUUGAGGAAGUGCAGCAGUUCGUGAAACAUCUCCAGUCUUGUGUGCCUCACGGGAAGGAUCAGAAAAAUGUCAAAGUGAAGCGCAAGCAUAGAUUUAAAGGCAAUUCCACCGAUGAGAAACUCCCGCAAACGCUACAGCUUGAAAAAGGGCGCAAAAUUGAGAUGCAUUUGGACGUGAUUGCAGGUGACACAAUUCAGUGGGAAUUUCUAUCCAAGAGCAGCGACUAUUGCUUUGAGGCCACGUACUUUCACGAUGACAAGCAACUGCCUGUGUGCCAUACAGACGGUGUCAAGAACAUGAAGAUCGUUGGAGCAUUUGAGAUCGAGCACAAUGGCAGUUUCGUAUUGAUGUGGCAGAACACGCAAGCGGGCUUCGUUUUUGACCGGAACGGGAUUAAAAUUACGUACAGCGUAGCACACGUUCGAUCAGCAGUUGGUGAACCCCCUGUAGAUACUCCCAUCGCUGCAGACCUUACCACCCAGGGUGACGUGGUAUCGUCAAACUCGUCGAUGUCGCAGGCAGAUACAAAGAAAAUGAGCAAUGGCUCCUCCAGACUCACCGACGAGCAAAAGUGCGAAAUAUUUCGUCAGCUGAAUCAUAUUCCGAAUCCCAUGACUACUACAACAGCGUUUGUGGACUACUUUAGGCUCGGUGAAGUUUCGAGUGAAUCCAAAGAAUCUCAAAAUGACAAAUAUUGUGAGUCUAAGAGGAAGAAGUCGUCGUUCUCCAAAAUAUUUGAGGACAAAAAACAACACCAUCCACAACCUUCAACAGCGUCGUCGUUAAGAGAUACUGGAGCUGACACAGCGUUCGGUAUGAAAAACACAUUCCGGAGUUUGACACUCGUGCCAGCAACGCGCCAUGUGCGCAAGGACAUUGAGGCUAAGGUAAUUAUGUCCGAGAGCUUCCCGUUUCAACUUCAGGACUUCCUCCCUGUCAUCAAGUUCGUUUCUACGACGGGCGACCAUGUCAAGAACCUCGAGGAGUUUUUUCAAAUGAAACUUCCACCAGGAUACCCUUUAUUUGAGAUUCCAAACACUUAUCGGGAAGUAUUUACCCUGGAUGAAGUGCGAUCAUAA
Messenger RNA from Peronospora farinosa, 2019 nucleotides. NCBI's taxonomy places the organism in Eukaryota, Oomycota, Peronosporomycetes, Peronosporales, Peronosporaceae. The record is from the annotation of a GenBank genome assembly.